GGGUGCUAAUGCGGCACACAAGACUCAGGUUGACGUGGCCGCAAACCACACCGGAAGUGAUUUCCUGACAGCAGCCGUAAAACGGUACUUUGAAACUCAGACCUACCCUCAAGCCACGGAAAAGAACGGGCGCGACAUGGCUCUACCCGUGAAGAUGUGCCAGCAAGAUGUAGUGAAGCUGGACCUUCAAGCAAAAGCAGCUAUUCAGGAUAUUCGAGAAUUUGAUGGCCCGCUUGAAGCACUAAGUGAUCUCAACCUGAAGGCAAGGGGAAAGAUAAAUGGGUUGCGAGAAAAAAUUGAGGAACUUGAAAAGCUAGCACUGGAACAGGAUAAGGAAUCAGACAAGCAAUAUAUAUUGAAUGAUGUAGAAAAACACAGGACACAGUUGGCAAGCACACAGAAUGCAUUACGCAAAGCAUACUUAGCUUCACAGAUAACUUUGGAGAAGAAAGAAAAAGAGCAGCUUAUGCAAGGCGGAGCUGAAAUGAGGCAGAGGAAGCACCUGGGCAGACAGGGCUUAGUCAAGGCUAGCAGCAAUGUGACAGAGAGCCUGAUGAGCCUCAGUAGACUCAUGGCAACCCAAGUACAGCACAGUGAACAGACCAUGGCCACUUUAGAAACUUCUUCAAGGACAAUCACAGACACUCAUGAAGAGUUUAAGAACAUGGGUGGACACAUCACAGCCUCACGAAAACUGCUCACCAAGUACAACAGGAGGGAAAUGACUGACAAACUCCUCAUAUUCCUGGCUCUUGUCUUCUUCUUUGCUACAGUGCUUUACAUUGUGAAAAGGAGAAUAUUUUCUGCUGGAGUGGAUACUCCUAUACACACUGAAGUUCCUUCAGUUAACCAGGCAGCAUGAAGGGAGUGACAUGGAAAGAUAUGAAGAUGCCAUCAGAGAGUUGCUCCAAAAUAGAAGCGUUCUUAAAUUUGCCUACAGAAGUGAAGUCAGAUAAAACUGGACAGCAUAUAUGAGAAACAAAACACACCAGAUAGACAGCAUUAUGGCCAUUGAUCCAAGAUGACAUGAAGUCAUAAAAAGUGGAUUCAGAUGGAGUUCUACAUUUAAGUGUGAUGAAUGGAUGUUCACGGUUGCUGUUGGAAGUGUUACUGUUUCUCCACCAGUAAACAGAAGAAUGAAAACCACUAGUCUCCAAAAAUAGAUGUUUCUGCAGGUGGAAUGAAAUAAUUGAUAUUUGAUUACCAGAUAUUAAUAGUCCCCCAGCAUUGACAGUGGUUCAUGUGCAUAUUGUGACUCG
Molecule: messenger RNA, 1259 nt
Organism: Lingula anatina
Lineage: Eukaryota; Metazoa; Brachiopoda; Lingulata; Lingulida; Lingulidae
Product: vesicle transport protein SEC20
Biological process (GO): retrograde vesicle-mediated transport, Golgi to endoplasmic reticulum
Cellular component (GO): endoplasmic reticulum; SNARE complex
Molecular function (GO): SNAP receptor activity
Source: RefSeq, a predicted model, not a curated record